AUCCAUUCAUCAGAGAAUAUCCAGGGCUGCAGCACAACCUGCACAGCCUGGUGAACAGUUUUUUUCUUUCGAAUUAAUCAGGUUGUGUUUUACAUCACAGAAGAUUUUUGUACUUUGGAAGGAUUAGUAAACUAAUACAUUAAUUAAUUGUGAAUUAAGAACAGAUCAUAUUAACAGUGUGGAUUUUCGGAUAACCAGCAUGAUGCUCUCAUUAAGGCUGUUGUUGUUGGCUUGGAGUUGUGCACUUUGCUUUGUACCAUUGGUGUGGACGGGUUUGAUGGAGAGCCCAUCCCAACAAAACCAGGUUUUUUCAGAGGAAUUUGAAGAUGCAGCCCUGGAAGAUGAGCUGGACAACCAGGAGAACAUUAUAACCCAGCUCAUCGGUGACUACGACAAAGUGAAGACUCUAUCAGAGGGCCCGGAUUGCCACUGUAAAUGUGUGGUCAGGCCACUUAGCAGAAGCGCCUGCCGGCGAAUUGAAGAAGGGACUGGAAAGCUUGAGGAUUUCUACACAGUGGAGACAGUGACCUCAGGACCCAACUGUAAGAAAUGUGCUUGCAUCGCCCCUCCAUCUGCCCUCAACCCCUGCGAAGGAGACUUCAGGUUUAAGAAGCUCCAAGAAGCUGGGAAAGAUGACAUCAAGCUUUCCACCAUCAUGGAUUUACUCGAAGGGGCUUUGUAUGGGAUGGAUCUGCUAAAGUUGCACUCAGUCACUACUAAACUCCUGGCUCGUGUGGAAAACAUAGAAAAGUCAUUUUCCGGAAAUGUGACAAAGGAGCAAGGGAGCAUGAAAGAAGACAAAGGGCAAGGGAAGGACCUGCAUACAAACCAACACAUAGAGAAGAAAAGACUUUUGAGCGAGCUGGAGCCCUCGUUGCAGAAUAAAGUGGCUGCAGCUUUCUCACACUCAGAGAAGAAGUAUGAGGAGAAGUUUGUUGGAGGCCAGGACUCCAGCAGGCUACUGAAGAGAAGUCAUGUUGAACAUACAGACAUGCAGAAAUUAGUGAAGGGCAAAAUGGGGCCAAAUGGGAUGAACAUAAGGAGCAUGACUUUCUAUAAAGCUGAUACUGAAGAGGACGAUGACGGAGAUCAGCAAGCAGGAACAGAUGAUGUGCUGAGCGGGGACGGUUCAGUAGAUUUACUAAUAGAACCAGAGGACCAGAUCCCCAAACAACAGGACAUGCAAUACUCAGGCCCUCACACUACAGGCACUAUGGCACCAAAACUGAACAGAGAAACCACCACAGAUGUACUUACCAUCACGAAACUGCCUGAACAGAAGUCUUGGGAAACUGAAAGAAUGAUUACAACGAGCACGGCAACGCCACAUUCCUUAACGACCAUCACCACCCCCACCACCACCCCCACCACCACCACCAGACCAACCAGCACCACACAGUCAGCAACCUCCAACAGAUCAACAACCACCUCUGCUUUUCCCAAAGCUCCAAAACCAGAGCAAAACUCUACAUCUGCAGGAAGAAAAUACACAGUGAAAUCUCGACUCAGCUGGGACGAAGAACCUAAAGUCAAUACAGACUCACCAAAGAAUUCUGGUAUUUGCAAGGACACAUUAGCUACCAUAGCUGAACCUGUGACUCACAAUGCUUAUGGCCGCAAUGAAGGCGCCUGGAUGAAGGACCCAAAAGGCAAUGGCAAUGUCAUUUAUGUCACAAACUACUACUAUGGCGGAAACCUUCUGGAAUUCCGUGAUAUGGACACAUUUAAACAAGGACGGCACAGCAACAGCUACAAACUUCCCUACAACUGGAUCGGCACAGGGCACGUGGUCUACAAUGGCGCCUUUUACUACAACCGGGCGUUUUCCCACGACAUCAUCAAAUACGACCUGCGUCUGCGUUACGUGGCAGCUUGGACCACGCUGCAUGAUGCCAUGUUUGAGCAUGAGGAUGAGGAGGCACCCUGGAGCUUUAGAGGGCACUCAGACGUGGACUUUGCUGUAGAUGAGAGUGGCCUGUGGCUGGUUUAUCCAGCUCUAGAUGAAGAAGGCUUUCACCAGGAAGUGAUCAUCCUUAACAAGCUCAAUCCCUUUGAUCUGCAGAAAGAGAACACAUGGAGAACGGGCCUAAGAAGGAACAGCUACGGGAACAGUUUUGUCAUCUGUGGUGUCCUGUAUGCUGUGGACAGCUAUGAGCGCAUAAAUGCCACCAUUAGCUAUGCUUUCGACACGCACACACACACUCAGAUGGUGCCGCGGCUGCCUUUCAUUAACAACUACACUUACACCACACAGAUUGACUAUAACCCAAAAGACCGCAUGAUUUACGCCUGGGACAAGGGCCAUCAAGUGACUUAUGAUGUCAUAUUUGCCUAUUAAUUACUGUAUAAGAUGAUAUAUAGAUCAUAACUAGAAAACUGCCCUGCACUUUUUUUUGUAAAAGAAUGAUAAGACUCAGUGGAUUGUAGAUCAGUCUACAUAGUCAGUAUAUAUUGUUUUGAUAACAUGCCACUGUUUAUUGUUGUUUGUUGUUUUGUUUGCAGUGUACACAGUGCAGGUUUUUCUGAUAUGUGUAUCAUUUAGUGAAGAAGAUAAGGCCUCCGUAUACUCGUUGUAUACUUGUUGAGACAUUAUUUAGCUGGAUUUCACAUAAAAAUAUAAAGGCUUCACAUGCCAACCAUGCCUGUAAUAAGUCAUUGCAAAUCAGGUGUACCCAAAAGUCAUUCUUACAAAGAUGACUUUCAAGAAAUCUGCUUCUUCUUGUCAUGGAAACUGAAACAGUGCCACCUGGUGCACUGGAGCACUCGACAGUCAAAAUCAGAGGAUGCACGCUUGUAAUCUUGCGAAGACAUUUUUGAUUUCGUACAUAUUUUUUUUUACUGUUUCUGUAUGGUAUACCCGAGGACUUUAAUGACAAAGUUAUUCUUACGGCUUGUUUAAAAAAUCGUGUACGUAUUUUGUAAAUAAUGUAGUUAAUUUAAAAUAAAUUCUAUGCCUGUA
This is a messenger RNA of Silurus meridionalis, 2959 nucleotides long. RefSeq names its product olfactomedin-like 2Bb (gene olfml2bb). The record is from RefSeq and is a predicted model, not a curated record. The transcript has 8 exons. Gene Ontology annotation, biological process: signal transduction. Bases 200 to 2338 code for a protein of 712 amino acids. Lineage: Eukaryota; Metazoa; Chordata; Actinopteri; Siluriformes; Siluridae.